This is a messenger RNA of Protopterus annectens (West African lungfish), 1338 nucleotides long. Its product is annotated as nuclear factor 7, brain-like. Gene Ontology annotation, biological process: regulation of DNA-templated transcription. Gene Ontology annotation, molecular function: zinc ion binding. The record is from RefSeq and is a predicted model, not a curated record. The transcript is spliced from 5 exons. NCBI's taxonomy places the organism in Eukaryota, Metazoa, Chordata, Ceratodontiformes, Protopteridae. Bases 272 to 1042 code for a protein of 256 amino acids.
AUGAAACUAGGAAAACAAAGCCCAUUUUUAUUUCUGAAUGUAGGUUGUAAGUUUAAUGUUGCAGUUUAUUUAUUCAUUUUUCUUGCAUCUGUUUUGAUUCUGUGCUGUGGACACCAGUUCUAUAGGGCCUACACUGACAGAGUUUGAAAUAAUGCAACAAUUAUCUUAAUUUAUACAGAAUCUUCCCAGCAAAAAGACCUGCGCAAUUUGAGUGCUGACACAUGCACUUUAAAGAUCUCAGGGACUGAAGUUGGAGCACAUAAGACAGGAAAUGGACUUCAGACCGAAAGAAGAGAUGCAGAAUCAGUGUGUUGUAAAUAUGAGAACAGAGCAGUGCUGUGGGGAGCACAGAAAGAGAUUGGAGCUGUUUUGCCAGGAGGAUGAGGCCUUUAUUUGUGUCCUUUGUGUUCCCAGACAUUCCAGCCACAGUUUUCUGUUCCUGCAUGAGGCACUCAGUGUGUAUAAGGACAAGCUAAAAACAGCCUUAUCAUCCCUGGAAUUAAAAUUCGAGCAUCUUAAAGAUCAGCAGAAGACAAAUGAGAAGGAACUCCUGGACAUACAUGAUGAUGCUUAUAGUUUGGAACAAUACGUCAUACAAGAGUUUACAAAACUGCACCUGUUACUACAUGACUGGGAGCAAAAAUUACUCCAACAGCUUAAAAAUAACAAUGUGGCAGUUCUAAAACAGAAGGAAGAAAACCUUGAAUGUACAAAACAUGAUGCUGUGGUCACCAGUGUGAAAGUACCCACUGGCAGCUUGGAGUUCAGGAAGGAAAUAACACUGACUCUGGAAGAGAUGAAAGAAAAUGCUGAAAACAUUAAAAGUGAUGUUACUGCAACAUGUAAAGCAUUGUAUGAUAAGUCGGAGCCUAUAAAACAGAAGACUGUUGAUAUUCUAACUGUUCCAGAAAGCUUUGAGGAUCUAGCUGUCAUGUUUUCAGAAGAAGAGUGGAAGAUGUUAAGAAAACAAGACAAGGAGCUUCACCGAGAAGUGAUGAUACAGAACUAUGAAACACUGAUUUCAGUAGGACAUGCAAGAUAAGAGCAAGGCCGAGGAGUUAUUCUUCUGGAACGGAAUGUUUGAAACAUGGGGAAACAAGCUGUUAACAAACUGUCAGCAGCCCAGCUUCAUGGGAAAGACUUAUUAUUCUAGCAUAUUCUCUAAACUUCUGAUUUUAGCAAGAAAGAGACUAUAAAGUUUGGACUUCUUUUGUAUGAGAGACAUUGAUUCUUACAGGCAUGAUUCUGUAAAGCUGAAGUACAGUUUUGUUACAUGUGUAUCUUUCAUUGUUAUACUAGAUGUUAGCUUGUAUGCAGUAAAGGAAUGUUCAUAUCAGA